This is a messenger RNA of Geosmithia morbida, 672 nucleotides long. RefSeq names its product charged multivesicular body protein 2A. The record is from RefSeq and is a predicted model, not a curated record. The coding region runs from base 1 to 672 and encodes 223 amino acids. Gene Ontology annotation, cellular component: multivesicular body; ESCRT III complex. Gene Ontology annotation, biological process: late endosome to vacuole transport; endosome transport via multivesicular body sorting pathway; protein transport. The transcript is spliced from 4 exons. Lineage: Eukaryota; Fungi; Ascomycota; Sordariomycetes; Hypocreales; Bionectriaceae.
AUGAAUCUUCUAGAAUGGGCGUUUGGAAAGCGAAUGACACCGGCGGAGCGUCUGCGCAAGAAUCAGCGUAUGCUGGACAAGGCCAUCCGCGAGCUGGAUCAGACACGCGUCAAGCUCGAGAAGCAGGAGAAGACGCUGAUCCAGCAGAUCAAGACGAGCGCCAAGAAUGGGCAGAUGGGGGCUUGCAAGAUCCAGGCAAAGGAUCUGGUCCGCACGAGGCGCUACGUCGAGAAGUUUUACGGAAUGAGGAGCCAGCUGCAAAAGAUUUCGCUGCGUCUUCAGAUGAUGCAGGCCAUGAAGGGUGCCACCAUGGCCCUCGGCAGCAUGAACAAGUCGAUGAACCUCCCCCAGCUUCAGCGGAUAGCCAUGGAAUUUGAGAGGGAAAACGACAUUAUGGACCAGAGGCAGGAGAUGAUGGACGACGCCGUCGACGAUGCCAUGGAUGUUGGUGUCGAGGAGGAAGGAGACGAGGUGGUGGACCAGGUUCUCGAGGAAAUUGGCAUCGACUUUAACCAGCAGCUCGGCGAAACUCCCACGACGAUAGGACACGAGGCACAGGCCGAAAGCAGAAUUGCCCAGGCCGUGGGUGGAGGCGGCGGCGGUGACGGCCCCGGCGGCGGUGAUCCCGUCGACGACGAUCUUCAGGCUCGCCUGGAUAGUCUGAGGAAGUGA